This is a messenger RNA of Rotaria sp. Silwood1, 1707 nucleotides long. The record is from the annotation of a GenBank genome assembly. Lineage: Eukaryota; Metazoa; Rotifera; Eurotatoria; Philodinida; Philodinidae.
AUGUUCGAAUAUCUAAAGAGCGUUCAUUUACUUCAAGCUUUUUCUCAUCUCAAUACUCGCUUUAAUGAUCUUCUCAUUAUACAUUUUCGAACUCAUGGUCUUGAUUUUCGAUCAAUAUCUAAACACAAUUUUGAUGCUGUCUGCCAACAAAAUCUUUCUUUGAUUGCUGAUCAUAUUACUGGUCUACGUCUUUCGGACGACGAUGAUACACCACAGCAAAUUAAUCUAUUUCUAUCUGAUUCUUUAACUCUUCGUCAAUUUAUUCAAUUAAAAUCACUAUCACUCUACCAUAUUUCUUCAUAUGAAAUCAUCAAAAAAGUCGUCGUACAAUUUUCUCAUCUUGCUCUUCUCGCUCAUUUCAAUUUGAUCAAUUGUCAUUUAAAAUUUCACAGAAAAACACUACGCGAUAUUUUGAAUCAUAUUUGGCAUUUACCCAAACUCAUACACUGUCAUCUCGACUUGCAUUUUCAACACAAAUCUGAUUUUUGUAUUCCAACGAUUCGAUCGAAAUCGAUUGAAGAUUUAUGUAUUGAAGAUGUUUCGUUGGAUUCAGUUCAAUUAAUUCGAUUAUUUCGAUGCACACCAAAUCUUCGACAUUUAAAUGCUCAAAUCAAUAAACUAUCGAACGAUACGCAACUUCCAUCUAUUAUCGAAUCAAUAUCGUCAGUAAAAUUUGUCGUCGAUCAUCUAACUCAUGGAACGAUUAAUCUACUAAAGAAUAUGCCUAAUUUAACUGAUUUAACUCUUGAAACUGGAAAGCAUCAUAUGAACGGUCAUAAAUGGAAAGAAUUUAUUGUUGAUUAUUUACCGAAAUUGAAAAAAUUUCGAUUUCUUAUGUUAUUUUUUGUUAAUAAUGAAGAAGAAUUGAACGAAAUUCUCGAUUCUUAUCGAACUCCAUUUUGGCUUAUUGAUCAUCAAUGGUUUGUUCGAUGUCAUUGGGAAUUAAAAAAUAACAAGAUUCUAGUUUAUUUUUAUACUUUACCAUAUUCUUUCUCUUCUUACACUUACUUUUUAAAAAAUUCCAAUAUUUGCACAAAAUCAACAUGUCCUCAUGAAGAUGACUAUUGCUCUUAUAAUCAUGUAACCACAUUAAUGCAGCCUUGUUCGAUACCAAAUGAUUUGUUUGUAUCUCGUAUUCGUUUUCACAACAUUCGUCAUCUUGAAGUGAGUUUUCCUCUCGCUGAUCAAUUUUUGUCCGUUAUUCCACAACUCGAUCAAUUGACUUCUCUCGAAAUAGCAAGUGAUUCCGGAAUUGUUGCCAAUAUUGCUCUAUCUCAAUUGCAAAAUCUUAUUAAUCGUGCACCUCGUCUUUACUUGUUGACUAUUGGUCACUGGGAUUCAUCGAUUAUUCAACACUUACCAUUGAAUCUUACCAGUAGUUCGAUUCGGCGACUUGAUUUGCAAAGUUAUCAUUAUCUAAAACGUGAUCGUUGUUUCAACCGUGAACAAUGUACAACAUUUCUUCGUUCACCACUGGCAAAACAGUUAGAAGUUCUACAAAUUGUCGUCGAUAAUCGAUCGAGUAUAGAUGAUUUAAUUAAUGGAAUGACUAAUCUUCGAGCGUUAAAGGUGGUACUUCAACAUGGUCGAUGGGAUAAUCAUUUUCCUAGGGAAGAAGAAUUUAUUACAUGGAUGACAUCUAAUUAUUCACGUACAUUCACAGAGAACUUAACUGGUACCGAAAUUAUCCGUUUGUGGGUUCGGUAA